GAAGACAUCUGAAGACGUGAAGAUGAAACUGUCUUGUGUUGUUGCUGUUGCUGUUCUUGUUCUGGCACUCUGCUCCCUGGGACAGAGCCAGGUUGCCGGGCCAGAUAAAUGCUGUUUCAAUUAUUACGGCAAGGCGAUUCCAUCGAGAGCCAUAAAAGAAUAUAAAAUCACCCACCCCAGCUGCCCCAAAAAGGGUGUGAUCCUCAUCACUGUGAAGGGCAAAGAACUGUGCGCCAACCCAGAGGUCAAGCAAGUCAUGGACAUCAUGGACAGAGUGGACGACCUUUUUGGUACCCCGGCCCCCACCAGCUCUCCUUAACAUGUGACCAUGGACGAGGUCCACCAACCCUGAGCCCCCUGCUAUGUCCAACUCCGCCAUGAGACAUCAGUAUACACAGCUCAAAAGAGUUACAGCUCUGUUGUAACAAUGUAACAAUCUGUAACUGAAUUGCUUUGUUUUGCACAAAACACGGUCUUUUCUCUCUCUCUCUCUCUCUCUUAACUGCUGGGCAGCGCAGCAAGACCUAUGAGUAAGCUUGUAAAAACUUUUAAUAAAUAAAUGUAUUUCACAAUA
This is a messenger RNA of Sardina pilchardus (European sardine), 574 nucleotides long. RefSeq names its product C-C motif chemokine 4 homolog. Gene Ontology annotation, biological process: immune response. Lineage: Eukaryota; Metazoa; Chordata; Actinopteri; Clupeiformes; Clupeidae. Gene Ontology annotation, molecular function: chemokine activity. Bases 23 to 319 code for a protein of 98 amino acids. Gene Ontology annotation, cellular component: extracellular region. The record is from RefSeq and is a predicted model, not a curated record. The transcript has 4 exons.